GCACAUCCAGACUCGAGUGAAGGGGUUUGUACAGCAGACUACAAUCCAGCCCUCUGUUUGUUUCCUUACUGACCUAACAGUAACACGAAAAGUAAACACCAUUUUGUAUACGUAGUCAAACAUUUUGGCCAACGAAUGCAUAGUCCGGCAAGUAGAGGGCUUGGUCUAGAUAGCACUUAUUAUCAACCUAUUAUAAUCCACUUUCUCUCUACGUGGUCUAUUUAUUGCUCUAAGCGGCUAUCGAAAUAUUCCUGUUGAAAACUGAAAGAUUAUUACAGUACGAUAUAUCACAGAUAUGAGACUAAUGGACUGAUGUCACGUGAGCUAUGAUGAGCGAAAGCAACAUGACCGUCGUUCGAAUUAAGAAAUCUCUGAUCCUGGCGAUUGCCCUGGGUAUCUUGACUUUCAUCGGAAUAUUAGCAGGAUGGAGGAUUACGUCCCAGCGUAACUACGGUCACAGAAAAGCCGAGAUGUCACUAUCUGAAAAUGAUCCUGUCGAGGGUGAGGAGUCGGUCUCCCAGUCUCUGUUUGCCAAAGCGGGUUGUGUGAAACAUGUGCACAUAUUUGGCAGCGACAGAGAAAUGCGCCACAUCCCGGAACUGCAUAGAUAUAUGGACCUAUUUCAAAGGAGUAAUCAACCCCUGGACGCUGCAGAUGUCGAUUGUGUUUCUGAGGGAUAUGACUGCGACAUCGUCCUCACCAGAGGGGGUAAUGUGGACUACCUUGAGGGGAAAGAUGUCAUCGUCUUUGGACUGGUUCCCACCGAAUUCCGAGGCGAAGGAAGAGAACAACUCAAGAGGCUGAUGGAGUGGGAGCCCAGUCCAGGUCAGACGUGGAUAUACUUCAGCACUGAAACGCCAUUGCGUGUCCUGAAGUGGACGCGAGAUUUCGAUGUGAUGCGUCUUAAAUAUCAUCUCUUAAUGACCUAUGAUUUAGAUUCGGACAUCGUGGUUCCUUUUGGUUACUACCGGUCGUUUGAUGAGUCAACAGAAGCUCUUAAUGUGAGCUCCAAACAAGCUUUGGAGACACGUCGGCUCCCGGAUCCACUCCUGGGCAAGGAAGGAAUGGUAUCGUGGAUGUCAAGCAACUGCCAUGGAUUCUGGCCACGUGUUGAAUUCAUCAAGCGCAUGCGAGACGUUCUCCCGCUUGAGGACUACGGACUCUGCGGUCGGAAAGAGUGUCUCCCAAGACGAUCUGACGAAUGCAACAAACUCAUGGCGCGCUAUAAGUUUUAUUUCGCUAUUCCCAAUUCAGAGUGCAAAGACUACAUCACCGAGAAGUUUUGGCUGCAGUCGCUGUCUUAUGGCACGGUGCCAAUUGUGCUUGGUUCCAAGAAAGAAUCUUACGAGGCAGUGGCACCUCCUAACUCCUACAUUCACUUCAGCGACUACGACUCAGUUGGCAACUUUGUAGCGUUCCUGAAGCGUCUCGACAAAGACGAUGAAGCGUAUCGUAAAUUUUAUGACUGGCGUACUAAAGGAGAAGUGGUCCUCACCUUCCCAACGCGACCUACAAUCUUCUGUAAGGCACUACCCCAUCUCCAGGAUAAACGUGAUGUGAAAGCUUAUAAAUAUCUCAACGAUUCCCCGUGGUUUAAAGGUUGCAGGGUAACACCAAACAAUAAAGUAUUCGAUAUGAGCAGAGAGGAAACUAGAAACUUUUUCAAAUUUGAAAACUGGUCAAUAUGGCGAUGACCCCUAUAGCACGGUCUCUUUUGAAAAUAGAGACGAAAUAUUUUCAAGUGGCCUUAUACGUCGGCUCUUCUUUUAAUGCGACAUAAUAUUUGACUAGGAUCGAUAUGGCGUAAAAGAAAUCAACUCUGUUUCGAGUCAAAUCGACUCCUUUCCUAGAGUAAUUUUUCAGCUGAUGCCAUACCAUUCCGAGUAAAACUCAUUCGAAAACAGAGUUACUUUCACCCAAAAUAUGGAUAUAUCCCACCUGGCAAUUUUCUUUGUCAAAUUUGACUUCGCGGAAAUAAGAGAAUGGUAUACUUUACUUAACUUCUAUUAUGAUGCAACUGAGAUCCAUAUUUUGACCUAGGAUAAAAUUAAUAAGAUUUUUUUUAAUGAUAACUCAAGAAUUAGUAGUCGCCUAACUGGCAAAUUGUACUUUAGUAUUGGUAUUAUUGUUAUUUCCGUAAUCAUUAUGUUUUCCAUUGUGACAUUGUGACAUGACGUCAUAAGGAUAUCAUGGAACGUCAUUCCUCUACAUAAUAACGCCACAGUGUGGCUCCGACUAGCUCAUAGGGUGAUUUCAAGUACGGUGCUUGAAUCUGAAUCCCGUUUCAUAAAGAGUUACAACAGGGCUCAGCAGCCGAUAAACAACAAGGGUCACCAUGGUAGUUACCAUAAUUGAUAAUGGCAAAGUUACGAUAAUUGUAAUUCUUUGUGAAAUGGGCCGUUUCAUCAAGCUGUUCGAAAGUUAAGUGUGGCUUUAAUUGAUCCUUUCUUGAGGUAAAUGAUAUUAACAAUUAAAUGUUCACUGGGGAUUAUUUAGCAAGUAAGAAAGGUCCACAUGGCGUAAUUUUGUUUGCCAGAGGUUUUGUUUAUUUUCCAUAGUUUUUUAUGGCAAAAGUUUUAUGCAACGGUCUGGCGUUGGUGUUGUGACAACAAAAACACCAGCCACAACACAUACAUCUACUUUCCGGUUUAGGAACAAAUCGCAUUUGCUUAUUUUCUGAAUAUGUGUCUUUUAUUUGAGGCUCAAAUGAACUGUAAGAAUACUCACAAUUUGGGGCGAUUACAUUCCUUUAUUUUGGAGUAAAGGCCAAAAUAGUUUUAAAUUGCAGCCAAUCGUGCGAUUGCUCUGAAUUCAUUACCACUAGAUAUUCAAUUCGCUUUUAUUCUAAAAUUGAUUAUAGUACAGUCACAUAUUUGAACAGGGGCAUUUGUACGAUGAUUUUAAAUAAUCCCAUGAAUGCCCAAGUUAAAGUAAGAUAUUCAAUAUCUCAAUAUUCACUUCAAGUUUUACUACGUUUUAUUCCAAAUUGGGUCGCAGACCAAUCGUAUAUUUGUGUGCGGUGGUCUUAAGCGUUUCCAAGUCCAUGAAGUCCAUACAACUAACUAUUUUUGUCAUUCACUAUGUCUCGAUGAAGCCGACAUGUUUUCGUCGAGAAUUUUUGGACUUGAAUAAAUUUUGUUGGAAAAAAGUA
Molecule: messenger RNA, 3151 nt
Organism: Lytechinus pictus (painted urchin)
Lineage: Eukaryota; Metazoa; Echinodermata; Echinoidea; Temnopleuroida; Toxopneustidae
Product: alpha-(1,3)-fucosyltransferase 7-like
Exons: 2
Coding region: 327-1694 (455 amino acids)
Cellular component (GO): membrane
Molecular function (GO): alpha-(1->3)-fucosyltransferase activity
Source: RefSeq, a predicted model, not a curated record